AUGGAGGUGGCGCGUGUGGAGCGCCUCGCGGGCUGGACGGGGGCGCCCCUCGCCCGGACCGGGCUCUUGCUUCUGUCGACGUGGGUCCUCGCAGGCGCCGAGAUCACUUGGGGCGCGACAGGCAGUCCGGGGCACCCCGGGUCUUUGGUUUCGCGGCGGCCGGCUCUUCCUCCUCUCUCGCAGCGGGCAGUGGCAAACCCGGGGCCAGAGGAGCCUGCGAACGCGCGGAAAGCCGCCGCGCCGGAGCGCCUGCCGAGCGGCGAGGUGCGGGCUGAAGCCGGGAGGACGUCGCCUCCAGGCGCGCCGUGGGUCCAGGGCGUCCUGGCACCUGGCAAGCUGGGCGGCGCGAGAAGGAGUCGCCGGGCGCAGCCCCCCAGCGCUCUGGAGCGCGGAGACACCCGGGCCACUGCAACAGCUGAGGGCUCCAAAGGAAGCCGUCCUCCGGCCCAGGGUCCUCGGGAGGAGGUGCGCGCGACAAGGACAGGGGGCCCAGCCGCCGAGGAGCUCCGCCUGCCCAGCACCUCCUUUGCGCUGACCGGGGACUCGGCCCACAACCAGGCCAUGGUGCACUGGUUCGGGCACAACAGCAGCGUUAUCCUGAUCCUGACGAAGCUGUACGACUUCAACCUGGGAAGCGUGACUGAGAGCUCUCUGUGGAGGUCAACAGAUUACGGCACCACCUAUCAAAAGCUGAAUGACAAAGUAGGCUUGAAGACUGUCCUCAGUUACCUCUAUGUCAAUCCCACCAACCAAAGGAAGAUCAUGCUUCUCAGUGACCCAGAGCUGGAGAGCAGCAUCCUGAUCAGCUCCGACGAAGGGGCGACCUACCAGAAGUACCGGCUGACCUUCUACAUCCAGAGCCUGCUCUUCCACCCCAGGCAGGAGGACUGGGUGCUGGCCUACAGCUUGGACCAAAAGCUCUACAGCUCCAUGGAUUUCGGAAGACGGUGGCAACUUGUGCACGAGCGCAUCACACCUAACAGGUUUUACUGGUCGGUGGCUGGACUGGACAGGGAGGCAGACCUGGUACACAUGGAGGUGCGCACGGCGGAUGGAUAUGCUCACUACCUGACCUGCAGGAUCCAGGAGUGUGCCGAGACAACUCGCAGCGGCCCCUUUGCCCGCUCCAUCGACGUCAGCUCUUUGGUUGUCCAGGACGAGUACAUCUUCAUUCAGGUCACAACUGGUGGAAGAGCCAGCUACUACGUGUCCUACCGAAGAGAGGCCUUUGCUCAGAUAAAGCUGCCCAAGUACUCCUUGCCAAAGGACAUGCACAUCAUCAGCACAGACGAGAACCAAGUGUUCGCCGCGGUCCAGGAGUGGAACCAGAACGACACCUACAACCUCUACAUCUCGGACACCCGUGGGGUCUACUUCACCCUGGCCAUGGAGAACGUGCAGAGCAGCCGAGGGCAAAUGGGGAACAUCGUUAUCGAGCUGUAUGAGGUAGCAGGUCUCAAAGGGAUAUUCCUGGCCAACAAGAAGGUGGACGAGCAGGUGAAGACGUACAUCACUUACAACAAGGGCCGGGACUGGCGCUUGCUUCAAGCCCCAGAUGUGGACCUGAGAGGAAGCCCAACACACUGCCUGCUGCCCUUCUGCUCCUUACACCUGCACCUGCAGCUUUCUGAAAGCCCGUUUUCUUCUGGAAGGAUCUCCAGCAAGGAGUCAGCCCCGGGGCUCGUGGUGGCCACAGGCAACGUUGGUCCGGAGCUCUCCUACACGGAUUUUGGUGUGUUCAUCUCCUCCGAUGGCGGGAACACCUGGAGACAGAUCUUUGAUGAAGAGUACAAUGUCUGGUUCCUAGACUGGGGUGGCGCCCUCGUAGCCAUGAAGCAGAAGCCUCUGCCAGUACGGCAUCUGUGGGUGAGUUUUGACGAGGGCCGCUCCUGGGACAAGUAUGGCUUCACCCUGCUUCCUCUCUUCGUGGACGGUGCGCUGGUGGAGGCCGGAGUGGACACUCACAUCAUGACAGUUUUUGGCCACUUCAGCCUCCGCUCUGAAUGGCAGUUGGUAAAGGUGGACUACAGAUCUAUCUUUAGCCGGCGUUGCACCAAAGAGGACUACCAGACGUGGCACCUGCUCAAUCAGGGAGAACCUUGUGUUAUGGGAGAAAGGAAAAUAUUCAAGAAGCGCAAGCCAGGAUCUCAGUGUGCCCUAGGCCGGGACCAUUCCGGGUCUGUGGUCUCAGAACCCUGUGUCUGUGCCGACUGGGACUUCGAGUGUGACUAUGGCUACGAGAGACAUGGAGAGAGCCAGUGUGUCCCUGCCUUCUGGUACAACCCUGCUUCCCCCUCCAAGGACUGCAGUCUCGGGCAAAGCUACCUCAACAGCACAGGGUACCGGAGAAUCGUGUCCAACAACUGCACAGAUGGACUAAGAGACAAGUACUCUGCCAAGGCCCAGCUGUGUCCUGGAAAAGCCCCUCGGGGCCUCCACGUGGUGACAAACGAUGGCCGUCUGGUGGCAGAGCAGGGACACAAUGCAACCUUCAUCAUCCUUAUGGAGGAGGGUGAUCUUCAGAGGACCAAUAUCCAGCUUGACUUUGGGGAUGGGAUUGCUGUGUCCUAUGCUAACUUUAGCCCCAUUGAGGAUGGCAUCAAGCACGUGUAUAAGAGUGCAGGGAUCUUCCAGGUGACAGCCUACGCAGAGAACAACCUGGGCUCAGAUACCGCCGUCCUCUUCCUACAUGUGGUUUGUCCUGUGGAGCACGUUCAUCUCCGAGUUCCAUUUGUGGCUAUAAGAAAUAAAGAGGUCAACAUGAGCGCAGUCGUGUGGCCCAGUCAGCUGGGAACUCUUACCUAUUUCUGGUGGUUUGGCAACAGUACCAAGCCCCUCAUCACCCUGGACAGCAGCAUUUCCUUCACUUUCCUGGCAGAGGGAACCAGCUCCAUCACGGUCCAGGUGGCUGCUGGGAACGCCCUGAUCCAGGACACGAAAGACAUCGCCGUCCACGAGUACUUUCAGUCCCAGCUCUUGUCCUUCUCCCCCAACCUGGAUUACCACAACCCUGACAUUCCCGAGUGGCGGCAGGACAUCGGAAAUGUCAUCAGGAGAGCUCUGGUUAAAGUCACCAGCGUCCCAGAAGAUCAGAUCCUCGUCGCCGUCUUCCCCGGCCUCCCCACCUCCGCGGAGCUAUUCAUCCUUCCCCCCAAGAAUGUGACGGAGAGGAGGAAAGGCCACGAGGGGGAUCUGGAGCAGAUCGUGGAGACCUUGUUUAAUGCUCUGAACCAAAACUUGGUCCAGUUCGAGCUGAAGCCUGGGGUCCAGGUCAUCGUGUAUGUCACCCAGCUGACAUUAGCCCCGCUGGUGGACACGAGUGCUGGCCACAGCAGCUCAGCUGUGCUGAUGCUCCUGUCGGUGGUGUUUGUUGGCCUGGCUGUCUUUCUGAUCUACAAGUUUAAGAGGAAAAUUCCCUGGAUUAACAUCUAUGCCCAAGUUCAACACGACAAGGAGCAGGAGAUGAUCGGGUCUGUGAGCCAAAGUGAAAACGCUCCCAAGAUCACACUCAGUGACUUCACCGAGCCUGAAGAACUGAUGGACAAGGAGUUGGACCCCCGGGUCAUAGGAGGCAUUGCGACCAUUGCCAACAGUGAAAGCACAAAGGAGAUCCCCAACUGUACCAGUGUGUAA
Octodon degus (degu) is the source of this 3633-nucleotide messenger RNA. RefSeq names its product sortilin related VPS10 domain containing receptor 3 (gene Sorcs3). The transcript is spliced from 27 exons. Gene Ontology annotation, cellular component: postsynaptic density membrane. Lineage: Eukaryota; Metazoa; Chordata; Mammalia; Rodentia; Octodontidae. The coding region runs from base 1 to 3633 and encodes 1210 amino acids. Gene Ontology annotation, molecular function: protein binding. The record is from RefSeq and is a predicted model, not a curated record.